AACUCUCUUUGCAAUUGGUGGUCAUGGCUCGCACGAAGCAGACGGCGCGCAAGUCGACGGGCGGCAAGGCCCCGCGCAAGCAGCUGGCCACCAAGGCGGCCCGCAAGAGCGCGCCGGCCACCGGCGGCGUCAAGAAGCCGCACCGCUACCGGCCCGGCACGGUGGCCCUGCGCGAGAUCCGGCGCUACCAGAAGUCCACGGAGCUGCUGAUCCGCAAGCUGCCGUUCCAGCGCCUGGUGCGCGAGAUCGCGCAGGACUUCAAGACCGACCUGCGCUUCCAGAGCUCGGCCGUCAUGGCGCUGCAGGAGGCGUGCGAGGCCUACCUGGUGGGGCUCUUCGAGGACACCAACCUCUGCGCCAUCCACGCCAAGCGCGUCACCAUCAUGCCCAAGGACAUCCAGCUGGCGCGCCGCAUCCGCGGGGAGAGGGCGUAAGUGGCCACGAAGAACGCAAGUUUUGAACCCAAAGGCUCUUUUCAGAGCCACCUACAGGUUCGCUUGGAUGAGCUGUACCUGGAGUGAAUGGGGUGUUUGCACUCUCCCUGUCCCCUUCCGCCCUCCGGGUACUGAUCAGCUAGGACAGCAUUUGCUGCUGGGACUUAACAGGAGCGGUGCCAGUACGCACCUGUCGGCUGCCCUUUCUCUACCCUGGCCUCCACGCGAGCACUCCAAGCCUCGCGCUCCUUUCCUCGGCUGGGCAGUGUACUCCGGCCAAUUGCAGUGCAAUCUCCAGCAGAGGGUGUUUGGUAGGUCUUAACCUUUUCCUACUGUCGAUAUGGCUGAGCGUAGUUAAGGAGGCUCACAAGACCGUUUUGGGUCUUUAACUCUCAACUAAAUGAACCGGCAAAUCUUAUCAAUUCCUGAAAAUAAUUAGCUCCUUAUUUUGGAAAUCUAUAGGGCGUGCUGCCCAAACCCUGACCUGCAGCUAGCUAGGGCGAUCUACAAGGGCAGCAAUUGAUAGAUGCGGUCAUGUUAGCACUUAUAAGACUGCAACUUGCCAGGAAUCCAGGCGUGGAUUUCCUCCAUUCAUUCUGACUCAGAAAGGACGGAUCCUUAGGCAACCGGCGAGGCCUCCUAGGGGUUUACAAUGGUGGGACCUAACACUGAUCAAGAACCUAUGCUGGCUGGUGCCUGAAAACAGUUUGGCAAUCCCAUUUUUCUUUACUGAGCAACAACACAUCCUAUUGUAAUGGUAGCUUUUCCGUACUGGAAAUAGAGACCCAAUACCUCAAACAUGGGAUCUGUGGAGUUUCCAGUUCGAUUUGUAGCAAUACCAGUAGCAGUGUGGGCAGUGGCCUAUCUGGUACAGCUGGGCAGACCACCACUGUGCCUAACCGGUGGGGUGGGGUGGAGUGGAGUAGCAGCUAAGUAUAUUCACCCCAGGAAUUCAGAGCUUGUUACAGCUCGUGUCUGCACCUUCCUUGUGUGAGAAACAUGAUGUAGUUAGUUAGUCAUUAAGGCAGAACUCGGCCCUUGCACAGGUGGUGGUGCAUGAUCUAUUAUUAAUCCUCAAAGAACCAAGGAGGCUACAGAUUCUAACGUUUCCUCCAAGAAAUUCAGAAGCCUAUGGUGAACCCCAGAGCCAUGCAGGAUUUGCACAUCAGUCAGAUUUUACAGACAUUAGUCGUGGGAAUGUCUAGCCUCAUCACAGGGUUUCUCCCAAGCUGUGGGGAUUACUAAACAUUGGAGGCUUUUCAGGAACUAAGUAAACAGCUCUGCAUGUCAGUGAAAACACAAGUCCUGUGGCAGGAACCACAGGAUAGGGAUACUAGCAGUUUAUUCAACAAACAUUGGAGGCUCUUGGAAUAAAUCCCCAGCUACAGAACCUAGAUGUUGGAUUUCGGAAACAGCUGAAAAUAUUGCUCAGUACAAAGUUUUGGAAACUUGAAGCCAACUUGUAAAUAAUAGCAACGCCAUGUGAUUUCUUUGUGACUUUUGAGAGGGUUAUUGGCUCCCAGUCAUCACAGCAGUACUUUUGCAUCUUGAAAAAUGUAAUUUUGAGGUGGGAUGCAGGAAACACAAAAUAAAACAAAACUGGUGGGUAGGAGGGGGCCCAAAACAAAAAUGUACAUGAAAGUUUGUAACAGCCCUAAAUUAGAAACAACUUAAUAUCUUUUUUCUUUUUUGCAACUUAAUAUCUUUCAAUGGGUGAAUGGUUAAAUGUUUUCCUGCAUCCAUGAAUGGAAUCAUGCUCAGUAAUACAAAGGGAGGCUAGUGAUGCAACAACUGGAAUGGAUCUCAAGAACAUAAUGAUUAGUAAAACAAACAAACAAAAAACUGCUGAGGAAAAAAUUUUCCUUUACCCUUGUAGGUUUUUGGCUGUAAGUUGAUAUAAAAACAGAUUAACAGGAGAAAAAUUUAAUUAUGUAUGCAUGGGAGUCCCAUAAAAAUAUGAGACCAAAGGAUAAGGCUGUCAUUUGAGAUUUAUUAUUUUUUAAAGAUUUUAUUUACUUAUUUGAGAGACAGAAAGUGAUCGCAGGAACUGGGGGGAGGAGCAGAAGCAGGGAGACUGAUGUGGGACUUGAUCCUAGGAUCCUAGGAUUAGUACCUGAGUUGAAGGCUGACUGCUUAACCCAUUCCAUGUCCUUCACCUCUGGCCAACUUCUGCAUGAAGGGAAUAAUACACAUGCCUCUGACACACAUCCUGGGAUCGAGUGUCCUGCGGCUUCGGUCCCCUCUCUACACGCAGACAGAUCUUUACACUCACCUGUUUAGAGCAUCUCUCUUAUAAUGACACAGAUCACUUUUCAACACAUUUUGUCACCUGUUUUAUUUUUCCCCAAUUUGUAUUAUAAAAUAUUCAAACGAAGAAAAAAGACAAAAGAUGGGUUGGUCAUUUAUCUGUAAGCCCUCACCUAAAUUCAGUAACUGAGCACAAUUCACCACUUUUGUGGAUGUGUCUAGGUGCAUGCACAGCUUUUUGCUGAGCCUUUUAAAAGUAGAUUGCAGGGAUCCCUGGGUGGCUCAGUGGUUUAACGCCUGCCUUUGGCUCAGCGCCAUUUCUCGCGUUGUCCGGUGUUUUAGUUUUCACCAAGUUCCGCACAAUUGUUACAAAAGGGGGGGCUGCACAAUUGUUACAAAAGCUGGGGGCUGCUUUUAAGCUCUUUGGUCUGUAACAUCCAGUGACUGCUACUGCGUCUGGUCGC
This is a messenger RNA of Canis lupus familiaris (dog), 3145 nucleotides long. Its product is annotated as histone H3.1. The transcript has a single exon. The coding region runs from base 24 to 434 and encodes 136 amino acids. Gene Ontology annotation, molecular function: protein heterodimerization activity; structural constituent of chromatin; DNA binding. Lineage: Eukaryota; Metazoa; Chordata; Mammalia; Carnivora; Canidae. Gene Ontology annotation, cellular component: nucleosome. The record is from RefSeq and is a predicted model, not a curated record.